GCUGCUGUUGUUGUUGUGUGGCAUUCCUGUGGCUGGACACGAUCCCUGCAGAGCCCAAAAAUCGGGAGCAGGGCUGUGCCACCUGGGGGGAGCCUCGGGGACCCCAAAAACGAGGGGAUGUCACAGGUUUCCCUCGGGGGGAGCGUCUCCCUCGCGUGCAGCAGCAGCACUUGGGGAGGAAUAAACCCCAAAUCGAUCAAAUCCGCUUUUCUGGGAGCUGUUUCCAUGGAGCUGCUCGGCUCGCGGGGGUCACCUUUGUGAAUCCCUUCCCGAAAGAGGGGAGGAGGGAGGAAUUUCUUCCUUUGGGAAUUCACGGUCCCCUCUGUGCUCACCCACAGGUGGCCAUCAAAUCCAUCCGCAAGGACAAAAUCAAGGAUGAGCAGGACCUUGUCCACAUCCGGAGGGAGAUUGAGAUCAUGUCCUCCCUCAACCACCCGCACAUCAUCGCUGUGCACGAAGUGUUCGAGAACAGCGCCAAGAUCGUCAUCGUGAUGGAAUACGCCAGCAAGGGCGACCUGUACGAGUACAUCAGCGAGCGGCAGCGGCUCUCGGAGCAGGAGGCGCGACACUUCUUCCGCCAGGUCGUGUCCGCCGUCUACUACUGCCACAAGGUGAGCUGGCACCGAGCUGCCCGGGGGCUUCCCGGUCAUUUGCUGGCUGGAGAGGGCCUGGAUGGGCUCCAGGGUGCUCCUCACGAUGACUUCUCGGCUGGAGAGGUGCUGGAUGGGCUCCGGGGUGCUCAUUCCAGUGAUUUCCUGGCUGGAUGGGCUCUGGGGUGCUCCUUCCAGUGAUUUUCUAGCUGGAUGAGCUCCGGGGUGCUCUUCCCGGUGAUUUCCCAGCUGGAGAGAGGCUGGAUGGUCUCUGGGUGCUCCUCCUGAUGAUUUCCCGUCUCGAUGGGCUCCGGGGUGCUCUGCCCUGCAGCGGGAUGGUUUGGGAGCGAUGCAGCCCCACGCAAAGUGAGGGGAGCUCGUGGCUCUCCGCCUUUCCCAGCAGAAGGAAUUUGGGUUUUUUUGAUCCUGCCUUUGGUCUGAAGGGUGUGGCAGUGCCCCGACAGCUUUUGGGAGGUCCUGGCCUCGGUUGCUGCCGUGUGGGGGUGACUAACCCGGCCUGGGAGUUGCCACCUCCCCUCCCACCCGGCCAGACGGAGACGCCCAGGGCUGCCCGCGGGGCUGGAAGCCAAGCCCUGGGUCACCUGUCCUGUUCCUGACGGGAAUGUGGAGCUGCAGGACCU
Molecule: messenger RNA, 1231 nt
Organism: Cyanistes caeruleus (blue tit)
Lineage: Eukaryota; Metazoa; Chordata; Aves; Passeriformes; Paridae
Source: RefSeq, a predicted model, not a curated record